AUGUCAUCUUUUAAUAUAAGCGCCACACUUUCACUUUUCCGCCUUGUCACCAAACCAUCGUUAUGUCUACCGCAAGCAACAGUCUCGACCUUCAAUGACCUUCCCAUACCUCUAAACAAAGCUUUUGAGAAAGAGUACAAGAGCGUAGAUAUUAGAGCUGUAGUCUUAGAUAAAGAUAAUUGCUUUGCGUGGCCAAAGGAGAAUGUCGUUGCAAAAGAGAAUGAGGAAAAAUUUGCUUUACUGAAAGAAGCAUAUCCUGCCAAUAGGAUUCUUGUUGCGUCAAAUACUGCGGGAUCAUCCUCUGACCCGACCCUGAGUCUCGCCGAAACUCUUACAAAGAACACCAACCUACCAGUCCUAACCCACCGUCUCAAAAAGCCCAGCUGCGGUCCCGAGAUAAUGUCCUACUUUAAAAACCACCCCGAGACGGGGGUCACGCAUCCUAGUCAUAUAGUAGUGAUAGGUGAUCGUCUUACCACCGAUGUGAUGCUAGCGAAUACGAUGGGAGCCUACUCGAUCUUCAUAUCUGAUGGAGUGAUGGGGAGGGAAAAGCUGACUUUGUUGGCGAGAAUGGAGCAAGGUUUUGCAAGAUUUCUGAUGAGAAGGGGAGUUCAGGCAUCUGAUCCUGGGAGUCCGUUUGAGAAGUGA
Glarea lozoyensis ATCC 20868 is the source of this 648-nucleotide messenger RNA. Its product is annotated as HAD-like protein. Gene Ontology annotation, molecular function: phosphatidylglycerophosphatase activity. Lineage: Eukaryota; Fungi; Ascomycota; Leotiomycetes; Helotiales; Helotiaceae. The transcript is spliced from 4 exons. The coding region runs from base 1 to 648 and encodes 215 amino acids. The record is from RefSeq and is a predicted model, not a curated record.